This is a messenger RNA of Lasiosphaeria miniovina, 1053 nucleotides long. Its product is annotated as CDK-activating kinase assembly factor MAT1-domain-containing protein. Gene Ontology annotation, molecular function: cyclin-dependent protein serine/threonine kinase activator activity. NCBI's taxonomy places the organism in Eukaryota, Fungi, Ascomycota, Sordariomycetes, Sordariales, Lasiosphaeriaceae. The transcript is spliced from 2 exons. Gene Ontology annotation, biological process: nucleotide-excision repair; positive regulation of cyclin-dependent protein serine/threonine kinase activity; regulation of transcription by RNA polymerase II. Gene Ontology annotation, cellular component: transcription factor TFIIH holo complex. Bases 1 to 1053 code for a protein of 350 amino acids. The record is from RefSeq and is a predicted model, not a curated record.
AUGCCGGUGCUGACGUCGGACGACAUGUGUCCGGUGUGCAAGAUGAUCCGGUACCUCAACAAGGACAUGGAAUUCCUGAUCAACCCGGAGUGCUACCACUCCAUGUGCAGUAACUGCGUCAACCGGCUGUUCAACGACGGGCCGAACCAGUGCCCGUACGCGGGGUGCCACAAGACCUUGCGGCGCAAGGGCUUCCGGUCGGCCUUCUUCGGCGACCUGACGGUGGAGCGCGAGGUCGACAUCCGGCGGCGCGUGGCCGCCGUCUUCAACCGCGUUGAGGACGACUUCGAGACGCUGCGUGACUAUAACAACUACCUACAGAUGGUCGAGGACCUGACCUUCGACCUCGUGUCGGGCACCGACGCCCGCCGCCACGACGCCGAGGCCACGCUGCAGCAGUGGGAGGCGUCGCACAAGGCCGAGAUCGAGCGCAAUCGCAAGGCCGGCCGCGACGCCGACGAGAUGACGCGCCGCCGCGUCAACGCCGAGCGCGAAGCUGCCCGCCAGCGCCGCGUCGACGCCCUCCGCGAGGCUGAGGACGAGAAGGUCGAGCGCGCCCGCUCGCGCGAGGCCGAGCUCGACAGUCUCGCCCAGGGUGCUGCCCCCGGCGGUGGCGACGGCCAGCGCGUGCAACUCAAGAGGCCGGGGCCAGCAGCAGGAUCAUCACUAGCAUCAGCAUCAUUCUCAUCAGCGUCGGGUGCGCUGGCUGACGUCGGCCGGCUCUCGAUCCGCGGGCUCAAGGAGAAGCGCAAGCCGGCGGCGGCCGAGGGCCCGUACGACCCGUUUGGCGGCAUGGACUUUGUGCCGAGCCGGUACCGGGUGCGCGAGGGGCUCGACCACCCGUGGCUCAACAAGUACCGGCUGGACCGCAGCUACGCCACGGGUGGCUACACCUUCAACGAGUACACGCACCGCGCCAUGUUCGAGGCGUUUGCGGGCCUGGGCGUCUUUGUCGACGACGAGAAGGAGGUCGGCAUCGGCCUGUCGGCCCGCGAGGUCGCCACCAUUGGCGCCGGCAUCGCCGCCGUCGGCGACAGGAUGGAGCUAGAUUGA